UUCAAGUGCCAACGGAUAACGCUUUUUGGUCAUAGAACUGCACUUUUUUAGCAGUGCCUUUGGAAGAAAUGCUGUCUAAAUACGAAAAAGAGCUUCUUGUCACUAUCUGGGAGAAAAUGUCCCUUAGGGCCGAGGACAUCGGUGCAGAGGCGCUUCUCAGGAUGUUUACGUGCUUUCCUAAAACCAAGACCUACUUUGCCCACUUAGACAUCAGUCCUCGAUCCCCACAUCUUCUUUCCCAUGGUAAGAGGAUUGUCUUGGCAAUCGCAGAAGGGGCAAAGAACAUCAACACGCUGACCACCACACUGGCACCACUCAGUGCACUGCAUGCCUACCAGCUGAGGAUACAUCCUACCAACUUCAAGCUCCUGUCUCACUGUAUCCUGGUGACGCUGGCAUGCCACAUGUCUGAUGAGUUCACCCCAGUCGCACAUGCUGCCAUGGAUAAGUUCCUCUCCGCAUUCUCUGCUGUGCUUGCAGAAAAAUACAGAUAG
This is a messenger RNA of Megalops cyprinoides (Indo-Pacific tarpon), 494 nucleotides long. RefSeq lists its product as uncharacterized. The coding region runs from base 69 to 494 and encodes 141 amino acids. Gene Ontology annotation, molecular function: organic acid binding; oxygen carrier activity; oxygen binding. The transcript is spliced from 3 exons. Gene Ontology annotation, biological process: hydrogen peroxide catabolic process; oxygen transport. The record is from RefSeq and is a predicted model, not a curated record. NCBI's taxonomy places the organism in Eukaryota, Metazoa, Chordata, Actinopteri, Elopiformes, Megalopidae. Gene Ontology annotation, cellular component: hemoglobin complex; haptoglobin-hemoglobin complex; blood microparticle.